This is a messenger RNA of Penicillium malachiteum, 975 nucleotides long. RefSeq lists its product as uncharacterized. The record is from RefSeq and is a predicted model, not a curated record. The transcript has 2 exons. Lineage: Eukaryota; Fungi; Ascomycota; Eurotiomycetes; Eurotiales; Aspergillaceae. The coding region runs from base 1 to 975 and encodes 324 amino acids.
AUGAAGACCUCCAUAUCUACUUUGACUUUGAUGCAUAUCUCCAAGUCUCAAGGAGACACUGCAUUAGCAGACCGCAGUAGGCAUUGCUAUAAUCUACUUUUGAAGCAAAUCUUUGGACUCAAGGAGCUCAAAGAUCCAACUGAUCUUAUUCGCACUGGAAUGAUUCUUGCGCUAUAUGAGACUUAUAAUCCAAUCCCAGACCAGGAAAAUGCAUGGCCGAUCCAUGUAGAGGCCGCUUAUAAUCUGAUGACGAGUUCUCAUACUCCGAAGGAGCAUUUACUCAAUGAACAUGAUUUACGUCGACUAUAUACUACUGAGUUUCUCCGCAUUUGGAUCAACGAUCUUGUUAUAAUCCCGCAGAUUCCUCACUCAACUUGGUCCUCAAUGGGUAUAUUCGAUGAGCUCCUCGAAUUACUCUUCAACGCAACUAAAUCACUUUACGACUACCGAAUAAAGAAGAAAAUGAAGAGCUGCGAUCUAACAUCAAUUGAGAAUAUGUUAGCAAUCACAAGAAAUAUAGAGACCCAGCUUUUCGACUGGUACAGCCAACUUCAAUUGAAGAACGGCGACUCUCUUUUUGCGAUCCAAGAGCAGUCCUCUUCUCCGCAAGCCGACGCGCACAUUCAUCAAUCGGUUCUUAUCUUCACAAAUACAUCAACUAUACCACUGCUACUACUUUACUGGCUAGGUCUAGUGAUUAUUUACAACUUCAUGUUUGAGGCUCUGGAUAGCCUUGCAUAUUGGCGUUCUCCUCAAACAACGAGAUACCUUCAGCACAAGAUGAACGACACGGAUGCUCUGUGUUGUCAUUAUAGCGAUCUGAUAGCCCAGUGCCAGGCUAGCGUUACUACUGGAGGUGGACUGGGAAAUUACAUAUUUGCAAUGGCGACUUUCUCAGCUGCACAGAAUGUCAAGUUUAAGCGCAAGAGAGCUACACAUAACUCUGCACUGGAGAUACCGGAGCUGCACUCUUAG